Equus quagga is the source of this 1358-nucleotide messenger RNA. It is a transcript of the gene BSND, whose product is annotated as barttin CLCNK type accessory subunit beta. Gene Ontology annotation, biological process: chloride transport. NCBI's taxonomy places the organism in Eukaryota, Metazoa, Chordata, Mammalia, Perissodactyla, Equidae. The transcript is spliced from 4 exons. Bases 197 to 1135 code for a protein of 312 amino acids. Gene Ontology annotation, cellular component: basolateral plasma membrane. The record is from RefSeq and is a predicted model, not a curated record. Gene Ontology annotation, molecular function: chloride channel regulator activity.
UGUGGCUCCUCCAGCCCGGUGAACCGGUGCCCAGGGACUGCCGCCGGGCCCGAGGGAGCCUGCCCUCCCUUAACUCCAAGCCCCGAUUUGCAGUGAUCCCGGAGCGCCAUCCCUCCCUGUGUGAGCAGUGCAGGUGUCCACGCGGGUCCACCGAGGCCCCUCCAGUGGUGCACGGGCCGGGCCUGGCCAGGCAGCCAUGGCUGACGAGAAGACCUUCCGCAUCGGCUUCAUCGUGCUGGGGCUCUUCCUGCUGGCCCUCGGCACGUUCCUCAUGAGCCACGACCGACCCCAGGUCUAUGGCACCUUCUACGCCAUGGGCAGCAUCAUGGUGAUAGGGGGCGUCAUCUGGAGCAUGUGCCAGUGCUACCCCAAGAUCGCCUUUGUGCCUGCGGACGCCGACCUGCAAGGCAUCCUGUCCCCAAAGGCGCCGGGCCUGGUGGGGAACGGGCUCGCCGCGGAACUGAAGAGUGCCCAGCCCCCCUACACCCGGCUGUGGGAGGAAGCCGCCUACGACCAGAGCCUGCCUGACUUCAGCCACAUCCAGAUGAAGGUCAUGGGCUGCAGUGAAGACCCCCACCCCCUGCUGGCCCCCAAGCAGGGACAGCCACAGCUGGGGGCCAGUGAUGCAGGAGAAGGUGGCGCUCGUGACACUCAGGCCUGGAUGGAUGCCGCCGUGGUCAUCCACAGGGGCUCGGAUGAGGAUGGGGGAGAAAGAAGCCCAACUCAGAGCAGGCCCGGCCCCCCGGCCUGUCCGCAGGGCUCUGCACCCUUGGCUUCCUUCCCAGAUGACCUGGACAUGGGCUCCAGUGAGGGUGGCAGCUCCCGCCCAUCUCCACCUGAGGGGGAGCAGCCGCCGGCCUGCAGGUGCCGGCUGGACCCCUUCCACGACUUUGCCCUCAUCGACGCCCCCACGUCGGAGGACAGGCUGCCAGAGGGGCAGCGGCAGGAGGCAGCCCUGUCCAGCUCCUGGCAGCGGUCCCUGAGGACAGAGGAGGAGGAGGAAGAGGAGGCUUCGGACACAGGUGCAGAGGAGCCAGAGCGGGAAGAGGAAGAUUUGUACUAUGGGCUGCCCGACGGCCCCGGGGACCCCCUCCCAGAUAAGGAAGUGGGCUUUGAGCCCGACGCCCAGGGCUGAGAUGGAACUGCUCCCUGGUUCUAGCCUGGCACCCUGCUAACCUCAGUGUGACCUCACGGGGCCUCAAUUUCCCUGUCUGUAAAGUGGGGUGACGCGGAGGUUCAGAGGAGAUGAUGGACCCAAGAGCAUUUUGAGAACUGCACAGGGAGGGGCUGAUGACUGUCCAUGGACCGUGCUGUUCCAACUGUUCACAUGCUUUGCUAAAGCUUUGAAGGUAAAAUAA